GUGUUAUUUUAUUGACGUAACGCCUGUAAAAAGGUGUUCUAUCGGUCUAUAACAAAUUAUUCGACAGGUUUCAGGAUAAACUAAUUUAAGCGAUGGUGACAGGCUAAAUAUACUGAGUAAUAUUUAACUGGCUGGAAGAAAAACAGGAGUGUGGUUAUGUCAAACACAGUAGUAUGAUGUUAAAUUGCUUAGAAAGGAGUCAGAGUUUCCAUAAACAAGUCUUUGAGCUGGCUGGACCGAUACUAUGGAAGUUCCUGGAAGUGUCAGUGUAAUGCAGAUGAAAGUCCACAGCAGCAAGUCUAAUGGACACCAACAACUGCUGAGAUGAACUAACCAGGUAUCAAAUGGUUUUGAAAACCUUCAAUCAUGGGUGAUAUGAAGACACCUGAUUUUGAUGAUCUCUUGGCUGCCUUUGACAUCCCUGAUGCGACCAGUCUGGAUGCCAAAGAAGCCAUUCAUGGGAAUCAAGAUGAGGGAGAGGGACACCUGAAGCACUCAGAGAUGUGUAUGGAUGCCACGGUUUUGAUCCCUCACCCAGUGCCUACAACUGAUGUCCCUGCUGUCAGUGUUAUAGUAAAGAACACCAGUCGUCAGAACUCCUAUGAAAAUCUUGUGGAGAAGGAGAGCUCUCAUUUGGGGCAGCUUUUACAAAAUGGUUUCAAAACUUCUGCAGGGUCACUGGAGACACAUCUCUCUAGCUAUCCAAGGCUGGAUAGCUCUUCUGUCAAUGGGGACUGUUCAAGACAUUCCUUGGAAAAAAUACCCACCCUCUACAAGGCUGAAAAAGUUCCUACUCUAUCAGCGUCUAUGCCUCAAUUUAGCCCAAUAUCUAGCCCGGAAUCUGAAGACAUUCAAAGCAAUGGAAUCAAUGACCGUCCAAAAUCUGCAAAGACAUUGUACUUCUCGUCUAAUUCACUCUUUAAAUCUUCGGCUCUUCCUGUUUUAGACAGUCAUGGAAAUCCAGAUGCAUCCACCUUGACAGACAAGUGCAAUGAAAGACAUCAUGGUUCAAAAGGUGUGGAUGAUCUCGAGUGUGAUGGCUCAUCAAAAAAUUAUGAUUCUGUGACUGAGAGGGACUGCAUCCAAGAUUGUGUAACAAAUGCAUAUUCAACCCCUGAGGCGACUAGUCCUUCUUCCCGUCCAUGCGACAAAGCUCAUUCUUCCAGAUUGUCCUCUUGUCUUGAUGCAUUAGUAGCCCUAAAUGCUAAAAAGGAUCCUGGUGGGCAAACUAAUUCAAGGGACUUUCCAGUUACCCCAAAAGAGACCAUGAAAAUUAGUCCAAAAAUACCCAUUUCGCCAAGGAGCCCAAGAAGUCCUCUGGAAGUGGUGAAACGUUUCGUGAAACAGCCUGACAGCCCAACGAGUAUAUGCAGUGACAGCAGUGGCAAAGCAUCUCCAGCUGUCGCUACUGGCUCGCCUCCAGCCAUCCCACGAGUCAGAAUAAAGACAAUCAAAACCUCAUCUGGAGAAAUCAAACGCACCGUCACAAGCAUAUUGCCUGACUCUGAGACCGAAGAUCUCACGUCACCGUUUGGGUCUUCGCCAUCUCAGUCCUCAGUUGAAGAUGCCUUCUCGAAAACAUUGCCUGUGUAUCAUUCAAAUGAUAUCAAUUCGGAGGUCAUUUUUGAAGAUGGAAAUCAGGAAGCCUCGAAGAACGCUUUAUUGGGGAGCAAAUCCACCCCGAAAUUGGUAAGGAGCUCAAAGAAACCUCAAACCCAAAAUAAUAGUCAUAACUUAAAGACAACACAUGGUGGAAACAAGCAAAGGAAGGCUUCUUCUGCUCAGAUGGGUUCUUCUGCUAAUACAAACUACCUUCCAAAGGCAUUACACUUAGCAAACCUAAAUCUAGUCCCACAUAGCGUGGCUGCCUCGGUUACAGCAAGGUCUUCCACUAACAGACAGGAGCCCUCUCAGUUAUCAUCGUCAAUGGUGUGCAGUUCUGUACCAUUGGUGCAUCAAGUUAAAAAAGUAUCCCCAAACACACGAGCUGUUGUCUCAAAUACUGCAGCUGGAACCUUAAACAGACUGUUGAAUUACUCAAACCCAGUGCCAACAUAUGUUCCUGACCUGAGUCCACCACCAGGCACCAAUAUCAAGCUCCCACCGCAAGGCUAUUGCUGCCUAGAAUGCGGAGACUCGUUCGGGCUGGAAAAGAGCCUUUCUUAUCAUUACAGCCGGAGGAGUGUGCAUAUUGAAGUCGCAUGCACGCACUGCUCCAAAACAUUGGUGUUUUUCAAUAAAUGUGCUCUCCUGGCACAUGCUCGUGAACACAAGAACAAAGGUAUGGUGAUGCAGUGCACUCAGUUGUUCAUGAAGCCCAUUGCUGUUGACCAUAUGUUGAUACCCACCAAACCUAAGCAGUCCGUGAAUCAGAUCCCUUGCGGGAGCAACACCACGGAGUCAUCCAAAGGCCAAGCAGUCUUACCACUUUAUCCCGACAAAGUUAUUAGGCAUGGAUUCAAAUGUCUGGACUGUAAUAAACAGAUGUCAGACUACACAGCACUUGCAGGUCAUUAUCAGAGAUCAUCGGAGGCUGAAGGUCUGAUGUGCAAGGUUUGCUCAAUGCUGCUACCCAACAAGUGCAGCUACAGGGCCCAUCAACGCAUUCACACACACAAAUCCCCUUAUUGCUGUCCUGAAUGUGGGGCACUCAGUCGCUCGGCGGACAUCCAGAAGCAUGUGAAAGAGAAUUGUCUCCAUUUUGCCCGUAAAAUUGGGUACUCGUGUCUGCAUUGUGAAAUGCUUUUCAUGUCACUGUCCCUCUUGAAGAGUCACAUUGAGGAGAAGCAUUGUCAGGUCUUCUAUAAGUGCACUAUAUGUCCUGUAGCCUUCAAAACUUCUGACGGCUGUCUGAUGCAUGUAAAAAACAAGCAUGGCGGCAGUGAACCCAGCCAUCAGGUGAUCUACAAGUGUUCCUGUGAAACAGUCUUUAAGAGGAAGCAGCUGUUGUUUCAACAUUUUCAUCAUCGUAUUUGCGUGUUCAAGUGUCCAGAGUGCACUUCAUUCUUCCCAGAGAAACUACUUUUGGUGCAACACUUCAAGGCUAUUCAUGGUGGCGUUUUCAGAGGUGAAGCAGAAAAAAGCCCUAAAAAGACAGAGACGAUAUCUUUCUCUAAUAAAUUGUCACCACAAACCCCCCAACCAAGGUUGACCAAACCGGUUAAGGAGGCCAGCAUGAAGGGAAGAGAGAGUUCUGCUGCACAGAAGUCAAGUGCUGGAGAUAGCAUGAAGAACACUGGUUGGACCUGUGGAGAAUGCCUCCUGUGGGUCCCUGACAGGGAGACCUUCGUCAAUCACAUGAAGACCAGCCAUGGCAGGUCUGUAAAGAGGCAUCCUUGUCGACAAUGUGAAAGGUCCUUUAAUUCAUCCUUGAGUCUUAAACGACACCUUCGCAGUGACCACGAUGGGAAAAAGAAGGUUUACACAUGCUGGUACUGUACAAAUGAGAGGAUAUCCUUCACUAAACACUCUAUGCUUAAGAACCACAUCAGCUUGAUGCAUGGAAUCAAGAACCCAGAUUUCAGCCAGAUGGCAAAGCCAGCAUCUCGGGAGGUGGGCAAACCCACAGGCCAGGUAAUCACAAAUACUUCAUUUAUUUAUUUUAUAGAAACAUUUCUUCAAGUACUGCGUGUACAACUAUACUUCCUCUUUCAAAAGCCGAAAAGAAGAGCGGAGGAGGCCCAUGGAGUUGCAGGAAAUGAGGGAACAUCAUACAACACCCCUGCCAAGCGGCCUAAGCCACUUUAUCGCUGCGCCAAAUGUGGCUUUACCUCUGAAAACCAGGCCCAGUUUCAGGAACACAUACCUCAACACAGAACCGAUAGCGACACACCCCAGUGCCAACACUGCGGCCUUUGUUUCACAUCUCAGCUAGCUCUCAGCAGACACCUCUUCAUUGUACACAAGGUCAAAGAACCAGAGGAGCAUGAGGAGACAGGGAAAGGACGAGAAAACUCAACAGACUUGAGCGAUGAAACUGUACCUCUUUUGCCAAAAAAGACUGGUCUGUCCACAGUGGAGGAGCAAUGCAAACUCCACACCGAGCCCACAGACAGCAACAACACACAGGCAUCAGAAACAAGUGGAUUUGAGGAAGAAAAGGACUGAAUAGAAGAAAGGACUCCAGUGGAAAGCUGCUAAUCAACUUAAUUGCAAGCAUGUGAUCGCAGAAUAUGCAGCUUAUAAAUGUGGUACUGCAAACAUGUUGCCUUACAGUCAAAUACUAUAUCUCAAGUCACAUAUAUCACAUAUAUUAAAUAAUGUUUCAUUCAGAAUUUCAUUGCAUUAUUUGGAUUAAAUUAACUGUUACAUUCAUGCAAAUAAUUGUCACUUUUUACUGUUUGCUUGUUCAUCCUAUGUAUGUGGAUAAUCAUAAUUUAUUUUUGUGUAAUUGCAAAAGCAUCAUGUCAGUGUGUUUCAAUGUUUCUUUACAGAGCAAUUGUUUGUUUUUGUUCAUGUGCCAUGUCAAAUCUGUCUUGGGUACAUUACAAUGCAGGAAAUAUUAUGUAUGUUACAUAUCGUAGCCAUAAGUGGGACAGUCAUGUAAUAUUAUGGCUGUUUUCAGGGUCACCAAAAAUGUUGAAGCCCCUUUGAUGGUCAAUAGUUGGUGGUGAUUAUGGUGUGCUGGUCUUGAAGGAAGGGCAUGUCUGAUGAUGUUUAUUUUAUAUGUAUUAGGUAGUGUACUUGUAUCACAAAGCUAAACAUCUGUAACAGUAUUUGCUACUAUGGAGAUUACAUUAUUCUGAAAGGUAUUCACUUAAACCCAGGUAUCUGCACUCAGAGAAAAUAUAUUUUCAUAUUCAUUCCAUGUAGAUUACUCAUUUAUAUUCAAUGAGCCAUUCUUACAAUCAAAUUUAGCACUUUUUUAAAUGCUUGUAUGGAAAAAAGAAUAAGAAUUUACAUAUUAAAGACAUCAGAGACUCAACUUUA
Rhinichthys klamathensis goyatoka is the source of this 4929-nucleotide messenger RNA. RefSeq names its product zinc finger protein 592 (gene znf592). The transcript is spliced from 8 exons. Lineage: Eukaryota; Metazoa; Chordata; Actinopteri; Cypriniformes; Leuciscidae. The record is from RefSeq and is a predicted model, not a curated record. Bases 367 to 4107 code for a protein of 1246 amino acids.